This is a messenger RNA of Caenorhabditis angaria, 1294 nucleotides long. The record is from the annotation of a GenBank genome assembly. NCBI's taxonomy places the organism in Eukaryota, Metazoa, Nematoda, Chromadorea, Rhabditida, Rhabditidae.
AUGAGUACGAUUUCUGAUAAACUUUCUGAAUUUUACUUCAAAAACACUUCAACAUUGAUAAUUCAAAAAGGUAUUCCGACGCAAUAUCAAUUUAAUUAUCGUCAAAUUUUAUUGUUAAUUAAUUUGAUCUACACAAUUCCUUCAUUUUAUAUUUAUUCAAAAUGUCGGAAAUUGCUCAAGGAAAAAUCAAAUAAUCAUUUCAACACUAUUUUCAGCAAUGAUUUUUAUAUUGUGAGUUUUGAGUUGUGCUCUUGGGGUUUUUGAAAUGUCCUAGAGCCGGAAUAACCGGAAGAGGCUUCAUCUCCAUGACUCAUAAGAGACCAAAGGUAACCAGCCGAAGUCAAAAUCUCUUUCCAGAAUGUUGCAUUAUUCAUAAUUGAUAUAAUUUCAACCCGUCUUCCAAUAUCAGGUUUAAUCAAUAAUUAUCCAUCAUAUUUCCCUGAAUAUUUCCCAAAAAUCCUAUUAUUUCUUUCUUAUUAUCUUAUUUAUGCCAAUUAUUUUUCAAGCACUUUAAUUUGUUUGCAUCGUAUGACAAGUGUGGCUUUUUAUCAAAAUAAUGUGAGUUUUUGCAAGAAAAAAAAGAAGCAAGUUAGGUUAAUUCAAUUUCCAGUUUUGGAAACGUCACACGAACUUGAGUAUAAUUCUGAUCUAUGUUUUGUCCCUAAUUCCAACUUGGCAUAUUUGGACAUAUGAUGUUUUUUAUUAUAUUUUGGCGGCUAAUGAUUCGAGAUAUCAGUUAAACUAUAAUCAAGUAUUUUUGAAGAGAUAUGUGAGUGAAAAGAAAAUAGACUUAGGCUUUUUCCAAACAGUGAAUAUUUCAGAUUCGAAAUAGUAGUGCACUUGCCACAAUUUCCCUAACUCUCGCAAUAAUUUGUAUGAUCGCCAAUACUAUCACAAUCCUAAAAUACCAUGCAAAAAUCUCAAGUUUCAAAAAGAAUCGUCGAGUUGAAUUAACGAUGUUAACAAUAGCAAUAAUUGCGUGUUUCUCUUUAAUUCUUCAGUGCGUUAUUCAGGUAAGAUUUAGCCUGAUGAUCAAAAAUGAAGAUAUUGCCCUCGUGAAUUAAUUUGUAGGCUUACGCCUGAAAAUACAAUGUUUCAGAUCGUUAUUCUGAUGUUCACAGAUAUCGAAACAAUUCGAGCAACAGCUCAAGAUUUGCGCACUUUUUGUUUAGAUUUAUCAAUUUGCGGACCUCCAUGGGUUUUGUAUUUUGGAUCAUUUUCAAGUCGAAAAACUGUUGUGAAUCAGAGUGUAAUUAGAAAUAAUUCGGAAAUGAUUACAAGAGUCACAAAAUAA